Molecule: messenger RNA, 681 nt
Organism: Nannizzia gypsea CBS 118893
Lineage: Eukaryota; Fungi; Ascomycota; Eurotiomycetes; Onygenales; Arthrodermataceae
Exons: 2
Coding region: 1-681 (226 amino acids)
Source: RefSeq, a predicted model, not a curated record
AUGGACAAUUCUUACGAGUCAAGACUAUUACCGUCCCAGAUGCGGCGCAUAAUGCUACACCUGCCGCCUCCACUCAUGACGCUGUCAGACAUACAAGACGCACUACAAGCGGACGACAGUCGACCAGUCGACGCGCACCACCAGCCAUGCAGAUUCCCCCAGUUUUCGAUGCUUCCCCAGGAGCUUCAAAACGAAAUAUGGCGGCACUCGCUUCCGAGUCCCUUCCUCAUUCAAAUAAAUCUUAUUGGAGACGACAACCGACCGUCGACCGUCCAUCUCUGGGGCGUCAACCCUCCACAAGCACUGGAUAUCUGCAGAGAAUCUCGCCGAGAAACCCUUUCCGUCUACAAGCCUCAGCUUAUGGUGUAUAACUGCAGAGUUAAUGGAAGGCCGAUGCUUUGUCUCGCCCCAGACACCAUCUUUCUAAAACGCGAACUCCCCGAAGAACCGGUUAUUUAUAUAUUUUCGAAGAAGAAAUCGUCACAACCUAUCGAUUUUCAACCACACUCGGAGGUCGACUCAAUAGUCACAGGGAUGAAUAUUGCAAUGGAUAGCGUGGAAUGUGAAAACUGGCCGCCACAGGAGAAUGAACUGCCCCGGAGAAGGCCCGUGUCAAUUAUUCAGAGCCAUCGUCUACGACACCAGCGGCUGAUAUCUAUGUCAAACAUGCAGAAGAACUGA